AAAAAAAGAAAAAGAAAGGUGUCGGUGGCUUGGAGUGUGACGCUCACUGGGUCUUGUUCAGCAAAACCCAAGACGGCUUUCCUCCUAAAAGCCGCCCCGGUUCUUGCUCUCCUCACCAAAACAAAGAAACCAUUCUCUUGUCCGGGAGUCCAUUUGCUACUUUUUGUUUUGGUACUCGUCUUGUUUUGUCGUUCGCCGGGUCGGCUUCACACGACUUGUCCAAGUUUGUUUGGAAUAUGGCUCAGCAUGGAAAUCCUGUAGCCAGUUCCCAGAAAGCACUCAUGCUGGAGAUGAAAAGUCUUCAGGACGAGCCGGUGGAGGGCUUCAAAAUCACUCUGGUCAACGAGUCGGACAUGUACAACUGGGAAGUGGCGAUAUUCGGUCCACCGAACACGCACUACGAAGGCGGUUAUUUUAAGGCCCUGCUCAAGUUCCCGGUGGACUACCCGUACUCUCCACCUUCUUUCCGCUUCCUCACCAAAAUGUGGCAUCCUAACAUUUAUGAGAACGGAGAAGUCUGCAUUUCCAUCCUGCACCCGCCGGUGGACGACCCCCAUAGUGGCGAGCUACCGUCAGAGCGGUGGAACCCCACGCAGAAUGUCAGGACCAUCUUGCUCAGCGUCAUCUCCCUUCUCAAUGAACCCAACACCUUCUCCCCGGCCAACGUCGAUGCCUCCGUCAUGUACCGCAGGUGGAGGGAGAGCAAGGGAAGCAGGUGCAAGCCACCAAAAGCGAAGCGGACCUCGACGGCGUCAAAGUUCCCGUCACGCUGGAGGAGUACUGCAUCCGCACCAAAGUGCCGGCCACCGACGACGGCUCCAACCUGCUGUACGACAACGACGACUUCGAUGACUACGACGACGGCCAAUGCGACAACUACAGGGACAUUUGCAUGGACGACGACGACAACUCGGACAGCGAGUACUACUACAUUUAACCCGGCGCUCGCCAACGUUGCUUUCUUUUGUUUUUGUUUGUUGGUGAUGCGUCAAUGGAGUUCAAGUCGUUUUAGCUUCUUUUUAACACCCCCCCCCCCCCCCAUCCCAAGAGGUCCGAUGGGAUUGAGCCAACUGUGCAAUUGAAGCAAAAUAGCUUCCUCCUCUCUUGCACAAAAUGGAGGAUGCCAUUUGAGCCCUAUUUGGAUGUCACUCCCUUUUCAACAUUCACUGUUUUUCUUGUUUUUUGUGUCACUGCCAAUUGAGCCCACUGUUUGAGCACAGGCACCAGAGAACCACUACAACAGCUCAAGCAAAUAUUUGAUGAACAUGUCAAGAGGUAUUUCAUGUGUUAAUGGAUGUAACCUAAACAAGCUGCAAUUUUAUUCAAGAUUUAAAAAAAAAAAAAAAAAAAAAACAGGAAAAAAAAGAAA
Messenger RNA from Syngnathus typhle (broad-nosed pipefish), 1369 nucleotides. Its product is annotated as ubiquitin-conjugating enzyme E2 R2-like. Gene Ontology annotation, biological process: protein polyubiquitination; ubiquitin-dependent protein catabolic process. Gene Ontology annotation, molecular function: ubiquitin conjugating enzyme activity. The record is from RefSeq and is a predicted model, not a curated record. The transcript has 5 exons. The coding region runs from base 237 to 1082 and encodes 281 amino acids. NCBI's taxonomy places the organism in Eukaryota, Metazoa, Chordata, Actinopteri, Syngnathiformes, Syngnathidae.